This is a messenger RNA of Carassius auratus (goldfish), 1039 nucleotides long. Its product is annotated as charged multivesicular body protein 6. The transcript is spliced from 8 exons. NCBI's taxonomy places the organism in Eukaryota, Metazoa, Chordata, Actinopteri, Cypriniformes, Cyprinidae. The record is from RefSeq and is a predicted model, not a curated record. Bases 194 to 814 code for a protein of 206 amino acids. Gene Ontology annotation, biological process: vesicle budding from membrane; late endosome to vacuole transport via multivesicular body sorting pathway. Gene Ontology annotation, cellular component: ESCRT III complex; multivesicular body.
GCAUUUUCUACUUGGCUUUUAUUUUGAAGUACGAGACUUCCGGUAGGCAGUGUUGGAGUUUCGUUCUACACAGCUCAGACUUCAGUGUUUCUGUUAUGGACUGACAGAUACACGGCCUGUGGAAUUAACUUUUUCUCAAUCUUAGAGACACCGCCCCUGUCUGGACAGAUAGCGGCGGGGAUGCGGCAUCGACAUGGGAAAUCUUUUCGGGAAAAAGAAAGCAACUCGGGUGACCGAGCAGGACAGAGCUGUGCUGCAACUGAAGCAGCAGAGAGAUAAACUGAAGCAGUAUCAGAAGAAGAUAACUCUUCAGAUGGAGAAAGAGCGACAGCUGGCCAAACAGUUACUGAACGAUGGAAAGAAAGAGAAAGCACUCCUAAUCCUCAAAAAGAAACGCUACCAGGAUCAGUUACUGGACAAAACUGAAAAUCAGAUAAGCAACCUGGAGCGGAUGGUACAAGAUAUUGAGUUUGCACAAAUAGAGAUGAAAGUGUUUGAAGGAUUGAAAGUUGGCAAUGAUUGCCUGAAGAAAAUGCAUGAGAUGCUGUCCUUAGAGGAGGUGGAGAGGAUCAUGGAUGAAACACAGGAUUCCAUUGAGUAUCAAAGGCAAAUUGAUGAGAUGCUGGCAGGAUCUCUGACCCAGGAGGAUGAGGAUGCUGUGCUAGCAGAGCUGGAAGCCAUCACUCAGGGAGAAGCUGACCUUGAACUUCCUGAGGUGCCCGAUGAAGAACUACCAGAGGUUCCAGAGCAAGAGCCAGGGCGGGAGAAGGAGAGGGUGAAAAAGAAGCCAGAGCGAGAGAUGUUGGCACUGUAAAUACAGAUUUAUCAUACCUCCACGUCUGCUCUCGUGCCAUUCCAUUGGAGACCUCAAGGGCUCGUCCCAGGGAGUGGUUGACAGUCCUCCCUCUCAUAUAUGUUGCAGAUCUACAAUAAUGCCAUUUUUCUAAUUGUAUAUACACUGCAUACUGUAUGUCAUUUACCGUAUUUUUCGGACUAUAAGUCACACCUGAGUAUAAGUCGCACCAGUCCAAAAAAAAAA